Molecule: messenger RNA, 3291 nt
Organism: Sinocyclocheilus rhinocerous
Lineage: Eukaryota; Metazoa; Chordata; Actinopteri; Cypriniformes; Cyprinidae
Product: opioid growth factor receptor-like protein 1
Exons: 8
Coding region: 138-2810 (890 amino acids)
Cellular component (GO): membrane
Molecular function (GO): opioid growth factor receptor activity
Source: RefSeq, a predicted model, not a curated record
AGCUCUGUUUUCCCUUGAGCUAGAAAUGCUGUCGGUUCACUCUUUCAACUUUCAACUUUCAUUUUCUCUUGACAGAGGAAGUGUUGAGUACGCGUUGUUCAACUAGUUAUUCGAGUUCAACUAGUUCUUUUCGCUCGAUGAGCUUUAAAAGGGCUCUGAGGGUUUUGUUCUGUGGUCUGUUAGGGUUGUUUCGUACUUUGACUACUUUGGGUUGGCGUGUUCUUAGUAAACUUCGUUUGAGAUAUACUCGUCGGAUUAUCAUGUCAGGUGAUGAGUGUGAGUUUGACUCCACAUGGGAGGAUGGACACGAAAAUAAAACACCCAGGAAGAAGAUGUUUCACAGCCACGGAGGGAGUCGCAGGAACAUGUUUGCUGCAAAGGACAUGCAAGCCUUUCGACAUAGUUUCCGGGGCUUGGAUAAUAUUAGUGAUGAUGAUGAUGGUGCUGGAGAACAAGAUAAAGGCCACUUCUAUAACCUAGAAUUUUACCGUGGUAAAUUAAGAUCUUCACCUGAUGAACUUUACAUCAAUGAUUUUCACCAGAUGUGGUUUGGUGAAUAUGACUUGCUGGAAGAUGUUCACUCCUACAUUCAAUGGUUGUUUCCAAUACAAGAGCCGGGGGUGAAUUGGAGAGCACAUGUGCUCUCAAAAAAGGAAAUAAAGCUUUUCCGUAAAGAUAAAGAAGCAAAGAGCAAAUUGGUGCAAUCAUAUAAGCUCAUGUUGGAUUUCUACGGCAUAUGUUUGGUCGAUGAAUCAACAGGAGAGGUGGCUCGUGCUCCUAACUGGAAGGACCGCUUUAGAAACCUGGACAGACAUACACAUAACAACUUGCGCAUCACACGCAUCCUGAAGUGUUUGGGGACUCUAGGAUUGAAGCACUACCAGGCCCCUCUGGUCAAGUUUUUCCUCAAUGAAACUCUUGUCAUGGGACAGCUUCAAAAUGUGAAGCAAAGUGUACUAGAUUACUUUAUGUUUGCUGUAUUGGACAAGUCAGAGAGAAGGGAGCUGGUUAAAUUUGCCUUUAAGCAUUUCAAGCCCCGAGAACACUUUGUCUGGGGCCCAAGGAAGAUUCUAUCAGGUCAGGUGGCGCACUGCAAAAACAAAAACUUGGACCAGCCAACAGAGAAUAAUAGUAGUAGUGCAGAAGAUCAGCAGAAAAUGGUGAAUCUCCACGAGAGCAAACAUAAAAUGAACAAAAUAGACGCCAGUCAUCCUCCUAAAGAGAUGCAAGGUAAAAAAGAUCACCAUAAUAAAGAUGAGCCAGUUAUUCCAAACAAAUUGACAGAAACAAAUAGUGAAAAUGAAAAUGAGGGUGUAGUAAAAAAAAAAAAUCAAGAUUUGAGUGUUGGGGUCAGUGAUGGUGAUGAUAAUGAAAACGUAGCACCAGCAAACAAGUCUCAUGGUCAUGGUGCUGUUAGUGGUUCUCACCAAACUGAAGAGAAGAGAAAAAAAGAUCACCAAAAUAAGGAUGAGCCAGUUAUUCCAAACAAAUUGACAGAAACAAAUCAGAGGGCAAAUAAGAGCAGACCGUGCAGCUCAGACAAUGGGGAUGUAGUAAAGCAAAAUCAUGAAAUGAGUGAUGGUGAUGGUGUUAGUGAUAAUAACGAAAACAUAGCACCAGCUAACAAGUCUCAUGGUCAUGAUGCUUUUGUUGGUUCUCACCAAACUAAAGAGGGGUCUUCAUGUCAGGUGCAUGACGUAGAAAUUAAAGAAAUUAAAGAUGAAACUGAAGAUAAAGAAUCAGAUGAUAACCACAAAAGUUUGAAUCCCCAUGAGAGCAAACAUGAAAUUGAAAAAAUAGAGGCUAGUCAUUCUCCUGAAGAGAUGAAAAGUAAAAAUGAUCACCAAAAUAAGAAUGAGCCAGUUAUUCCAAACAAAUUGACUGAAACAAAUGGUGAUCAGAGGGCAAAUAAGAGCAGACAGUGUAGCUCAGACAAUGGGGAUGUAGUAAAGCAAAAUCAUGAAAUGAGUGUUGGUGUUGGUGAUGGUGUUGGUGAUGGUGAUGGUGUUAGUGAUAAUAACGAAAACAUAGCACCUGCUAACAAGUCUCAUGGUCAUGAUGCUUUUGUUGGUUCUCACCAAACUAAAGAGGGGUCUUCAUGUCAGGUGCAUGACGUAGAAAUGAAGGAUGAAACUGAAGAUAAAGAAUCAGAAGAUAACCACAAAAGGUUGAAUCCCCAUGAGAGCAAACAUGAAAUUGAAAAAAUAGAGGCUAGUCAUUCUCCUGAAGAGAUGAAAAGUAAAAAAGAUCACCAAAAUAAUAAUGAGCCAGUUAUUCCAAACAAAUUGACUGAAAUAAAUAGUGAUCAGAGGGCAAAUAAGAGCAGACAGUGCAGCUCAGACAAUGGGGAUGUAGUAAAGCAAAAUCAUGAAAUGAGUGUUGGUGAUGGUGAUGGUGUCGGUGUUAGUGAUAAUAACGAAAACCUAGCACCAGCUAACAAGUCUCAUGGUCAUGAUGCUUUUUGUGGUUCUCACCAAACUAAAGAGGGGUCUUCAUGUCAGGUGCAUGACGUAGAAAUGAAGGAUGAAACUGAAGAUAAAGAAUCAGAAGAUAACCACAAAAGGUUGAAUCCCCAUGAGAGCAAACAUGAAAUUGAAAAAAUAGAGGCUAGUCAUUCUCCUGAAGAGAUGAAAAGUAAAAAAGAUCACCAAAAUAAGAAUAAGCCAGUUAUUCCAAGUGUCAGUGUUAGUGACGAUAACGAAAACACAGCACCAGCAAACAUGUCUCAUGGUCAUGAUGCUGCUAGUGGUUCUCACCAAACUAAAGAGGGGUCUUCAUGUCAGGUUCAUAACAUAGAAAUAAAGGAUUAAACUGAAAAUAAACAUGAAAAAUCUGAAAAUGAGCAGUAAAGGGUGAAGCCAGUUAGUCCAAACAAAUUGACAGCAAAAAAAUAUGACUUAUUAGGGAGCAAAUGAGAGCAGUCAGUGCAGCUCAGAAAAUGAAAGUGUAGUAAAGCAACAUCAAGAGAUGAGUGAUUGUGAUGAUAUCGAUUACAUAACACCAGCAAACAUGUCUCAUCGCUUGAUGUCAUCAUUCUGACAUCUAGCAUAAAAAUGAGGGUGAUUAAUGAAACGUAAUAGGAAAACUAACAAGCACUGUAAAUGCUAGUCUUAUGAGUUUUCAUAUUUGUUUUUCUAAAUUAAUUCACAGAAAAUAUAUUGGAAUGUUCUUUAUGAAUUAAGUUAAAAUGCUAUUCUUAAAGAUGAAUGUUUUUUUUUGCUUAGCAGAUUGUCAGAAGGAAAAAGAAAUAGCAUCAUAAAAGUACAUUUGUGUGUCAUUUUUGUGUAGGAA